GAUCUGAGCUCCACAUUUUCCCCAAAGCAGAUAGAGCUGCCCGUGAGGCUGAACGCAUUUGACUCAUCCGGACGAGACAAGGUUCUUUAACAAUGAUGGAGCAAGCUUCUUACUAUUACAUCAAUUUCACCAAUCUAAUCAACAAUGACUCCUUGUAUGAAGAAGACGACGACUACUACAGGGAUGAUCACGAUCACAACAACAAAGAUGAGCACUCUGAGCUGAGGCAGUCCCUCACCAUAAUGUCCCUCAUCGUCUACUCGCUGGCUUUUGUCUUGGGCGUGCUCGGGAAUGGAGUGGUUAUCUGGGUGACUGGCUUCAAGAUGAAAAAAACGGUCAACACGAUUUGGUUCCUCAACUUGGCCAUUGCUGACUUCCUCUUCACAGCCUUCUUACCACUCAGUGUGACAUAUACAGCUAUGGGCUUCCACUGGCCAUUUGGCAAGUUUAUGUGCAAGCUGAACACUACCAUCAGCUUCCUGAACAUGUUUGCCAGUGUCUACAUUCUGGUGGUGAUCAGUGUGGACAGAUGCGUGUCCGUUGUCUGGCCUGUCUGGGCGCAGAAUCACAGGAAUUUGCGUAAGGCUUCAUGCAUCAGUCUGUGCGUUUGGGCAUUGGCUUUGAUCCUCAGCGCUCCGUACUUUGUCUUCAGGGAUACCGGGCCAUCAUACGAGAAUGAGAACAUCAUCAACUGCUUCAACAAUUUUGCUAUGUCUGAGGACAAUGAAAAUCAAUCUGUCCUUGAGCUGCAACUUUUCCGCCACAAGGCCAUGGUCAUCACCCGCUUCCUCCUGGGCUUCGUCAUUCCCUUCAGCAUCAUCGUCUCCUGCUAUGCCGUCAUAAUCCACCGCCUUAGACGAAACCGCACACUGGCCAACCAGUCCAGCCGCUCUUUCAAGAUAAUUGCCGCCAUUAUUGUCACGUUUUUCCUUUGCUGGGCUCCCUUUCACGUCAUGGGUUUGUUGGAGAUGGUAAGCAACAUGGGAAAUCACUCAAAUGAGAUGUUGCUCCACAUCAUCGUAAUCGGAGUCCCGAUCGCCACAAGCCUGGCCUUUCUCAACAGCUGCCUGAACCCGCUGCUGUAUGUGUUCAUGGGCCAGGACUUUAAGGAUAAAGUUCGCAAAUCCAUCCUGAAGGUCCUGGAGAAUGCCUUCCAGGAGGAGGUGUCCCGCUCUUACACCUACACAAACUCAAUGGUCACCAUUCGAAGCAAAGACAAAUCACUCUCUGAUGCCGAGGUGUGAGACUGUCAUGGACACUAUAGCUGUACAAUGUAAAUGCUACUGUAAAUAUAAAAUCAUUUUUAUCUACUAACCAUGUAUUCUACUUUGCUUUGAAUGCUUAGCUUUGCCUCAAAAUAUAAUCUACAAUCACUGUUUAGUUUUGGUUUUGAGCUACAAAGCAUGAAUUCCAAAUAUAUUGGCCAAAUAAUGCAACCUUUUGCCAAGUCAAAGAGAAACUGGGUUGCAGCAAGUUCUUAUACCAGCUUCCUCUACUUUUUUAACUUGGAAACCAGAAACUUUGAACUUGACACAUGAUACUGUCCACAGUGGUCACCUGUGGGUUUACAUCACCUGUGAACUAGAACAGAGUGUGCAGUUUCACUGCGUCUUUAUCACAACUUAGGUCAGCAACAAAAAGUUUCAUCUGACAGCUGCUGUCAUUCAUAUUGGUCACCUGUCAUAAUACCUUCUUAGGCACUGAUUGCUGUCUGCUGCAUGCUUCAAUAAAUACUUCAUUGCCUUUUCUAUGAAGCUUGAAAGAAAUAUGACGUUGAUAAAUGAUGCUCAAAAUUCCAGCUGCUAUAAUUAUCUUUGCCCCAAUUUCUAUGCAUUUUAUCCUGAAGACUAUAAACUACUAACUGAAGGUGGAGGAGCUGGAAAAGGCAUAAAGAUCCUUUGGAUUUUAUUCAACUUAGAAAAUGUGCCCUUUUUUCCCUAUAUUGAUGAUUAUGUGAAUAUGAUUAUGUUACGGUAUGUAAUAUGUUAAACAUCAAGUUUGAUUUGUAUUUCAACAUUGUCACUUUUAGACCUUUUUCAGCACUUGUUUUAGUUGUACCAGUAGACUGAUAUGAGUGAUGGCGAUUCAUCAAGUGGAAAAACAGUUAUUUUUGAGUUGUAACUAAAAACACAAUUUAUCAUGAGGCAGCUUCAAACUUCAAUGCUUUUAAACGCCACUAGAGGGUGCUGAUUUAUUGUAUUUUUUUAUAUCAGCAAGUCAUCGAAGGAGUCUAUUCUCACUCAAACAUUAAAAGCAGCAAUCGUUGACAUUUUGUCCAUCAUAAAUAAAAGAAAAAAACCCAAUUUCAAUGUUAUAACUGGUAUAGAUGUAGGCUAACAAGACAUUGCUAGUUAAUUUUUGAAUGUGUGACAUUACAAACUGCAAGUCUAAAAAAUUGUUUCCUAGUUCAGUUUCUUCUAUAUUAUUCUUUCUUCUUAGAAUGUGUUGUUUAUUUUUACAAUAAACAAAUAUUAUUGUAUGAAUUUUCAAUGUUUAAAUGGCUUAUAUUUUAUCUUCUUUUCUGAAAGUCAGCUAAAAACUAUUAUAGCUUCUCCUGGUGAGGUAAACAAGACAACGUCAGUGUUGGGACAUUUUUUAUAGAAGUGGAAUCUAAGAUAACUGAGCAAUAAGUCAGUCAAUCAAAUACUAAUAAAAUCAGCAUUUAGGGAAUUUUAAUGCGAUUUUAUAGCCAGUCCUUCCAUUGUCUAGAUCCUCUUGUCUGUGCAGAGUACCAGGGGACUCGGUGCCUAUCUCCAGCAGGCAUUAGGCAAGAGGUGCGAUACACCCUGGACAUUUUGACAGUUCAUCACAGAGCAACCAUGCACAAGUUAACAACAACCUAAUAGUCAUGGUUUUAACUGUGGGGGGAAGCUGGAGUAGGAGAGAACACAUUUACAGGGAAAACAGUAAAACAUGUCCAAGGAUAUUUCUGUUUGAAAGCAUCAUUGCUACCCUUAAACAAAAAACAGAAGCAACCAGCUGCUCUCUGUUGUAUCAUAUUUAGUAAAUAUAGACUGCCUGUGCAUAAUCUAAUCAAAGUGCAACUGUUCUAUGAAGGCCUCAGAGGUUUGUUGGAGAAUAAACAGUGUCAUGAAGACAUAUGUUGUGGAGAAAAAAGCAGGGUUAAGUCAUAAAAUUACAUCCCAAGUUACAUAUAUUUUACAGAACACUGUUCAAUUUAUCAUCCAAACAUAGAAAAAGAAAGACACAACUGGUAACCUACUAAGAGAUGGUUAUCCACCCAAGGCAGCUAACAGAUGGGUAAACAAGUAACUCACAUUAACUCUUAGCUUAAUGAGAUGGAAAGAUGCAAUGUUUUGACAGGACAGUGAUAAGUCAUGUACUCACUAUGAUGUUCAUGGAAGAGUGGCAAAAAGAAAAUCAUUAUUGAAAGAAAGAAAUCAGAAGACCUGUUUGUCACAAGCCAGGUAGGGGACACAGUACACAUUUGGAAGAAGGGGCUUAUGUUAGCUGGGACUGAAACGAAUCUACUUUGGUGCAAAUGAGUAGGGAAAAAACUAAUUCUGCAAAUUACUUUAAACUCAUAAAACCCACCACAAAAGUAGUGGUAGCAUAAUUUUUUCUUAACAGAGACUGGCAAGGAAGCUGGUCUGAGUUGAUUAGAAGAUGGGAGGAGUUAAUUGCAGGACAAAACAAGAAAAAAAAUCACCUUCUGGAGGUUGCAAAACAGGAUGACCAAUGACCAUGAAAAUGAAACUUAACAAACAACUGGAGCUACAAGAUCAGUGGGUGCAGACCACAAACCGCGAACAGUCAUUGGAAUAAUUUUGUGUGGCCCCUCACCACAGUUCAACAAUUAUCCAAAUUUGUCUUGUGAGCCCAGGUGUUUAAUGUAAAUAGAUACUUUGUUAAUUUUAUGUUUUUUAAAUUUCAAGAUUUUUGCGGAAAAAUAAAAAUUUUCUUGAGAAGGAAGAACAUUUUAGGUACAAUACAAUGUAUUUUUUUUGUUAUUAAACAGUCAUUUUGCUUUCACUUUAAAUCAAUAGUAAAUAGAACCACAAACAUUCACAGACUUUUACACAAAAGCAGACAUUAAACCUGGCUAAAUAAACCAAGCACUUUAGAAUAUAGAGUGGUACUAUAUCCAGUUGUACAACAUAUCCAAUUGUUGUUCAACCACAAGAAUGUUUUCUGGAGAAAAGCAGCAAUCAAGUCAAACAAUUUAAGAAACUGUAUGCCUUUAUUUUAAGAGGCAUUAGAGCAACCCCUCUAGUUGCCACCCCUUUGUUUGGAGCAACACUGUUUGGAAAUCCCCCUUUUUUCUAAAAAGUUCACAAAAAAUUUGAUACCUCUAAUCUAAAUUUUCAUGCUUCAGUCAAAGUCCAGGUUUAAAUACAAUUUAGAACCUGCAAUUCUGAUGGUCACAGAUCAUUUCUAUCCAAUAUGAUGGGCCUCAAACUAUUCGGCAGAGAAGGGCUGUUAUGAAAACACUUAAUUUUAAGACAUAUAUUUUCAUGGUGUAAUUAGUAGAAGCCAAAUUUACUUUUUUUCCCCAAAAAAGACGUAAGAAAUGGUAGAAAGAAAUCCUUUAUUUGAAGAAAAUGUUAGAAUAGGCAGUGGAGACUGUAUCAGAGCAAAAAAUGAAAUAAAAACACAGAACUGUGUGAACUUUCAUUGAACGCAUAAUUUUAUGAAGUGACUGAUAAAGUCCACAAUAUCUUUCAGUACCCCCAUUUGACAUGGAAAUGCAGAAAAGGUUGUAUAUGAGAGGAGGACUUUGCUAUUUUUGAAAACUGUUUGGGAAACCAAAUACUUGCAGCACCAAUCCAGGAACUACUUUGUCACAAUCACAUACUGGAGAUAAUGCAAUAGCUUGACAGGUGGGGAUGAUGAAACAGUCAGGGUAAGAAAAGGAAACAGAAGCGCUAAUUAUCAUGUUUUUUUUUGUUGUUGUUGUUGUUGUUUGUUUGUUUUUUUACAUCAGAGUAUUGAUGUAUCUUUUAAAAUUUCAAUGUGCCUUUGAAAGUUGGAUAUAAAUGUGUAAAUAAACUGUUUGUAUGAAAACAAAAAUAUGAACAUACACAAAACAGUUGUGAAAGGCGUUGUGAUUGAGAUGGUGUCAUUAUUAUAUUUCCUAACUUCCUCAAAAUUAACCCAAAAAAAUUGCUGUCAAAUGUUUGUGCUGGUUUCUGCUGCUUGCACCUCUAUCACUUCAAAGAUAAUAAUAAAAGCUUAAAGGUCAACCAGCACUCCUACCACAUUAAUGAAAUCAAACAGCAUCACUGCCAAUAAAGUGUGCUACAUAUGGG
Molecule: messenger RNA, 5270 nt
Organism: Xiphophorus hellerii (green swordtail)
Lineage: Eukaryota; Metazoa; Chordata; Actinopteri; Cyprinodontiformes; Poeciliidae
Gene: fpr1
Product: formyl peptide receptor 1
Exons: 2
Coding region: 93-1244 (383 amino acids)
Biological process (GO): positive regulation of cytosolic calcium ion concentration; phospholipase C-activating G protein-coupled receptor signaling pathway; inflammatory response
Cellular component (GO): plasma membrane
Molecular function (GO): complement receptor activity; G protein-coupled receptor activity
Source: RefSeq, a predicted model, not a curated record